Molecule: messenger RNA, 2313 nt
Organism: Hansenula ciferrii
Lineage: Eukaryota; Fungi; Ascomycota; Saccharomycetes; Phaffomycetales; Wickerhamomycetaceae
Gene: MPS1
Product: serine/threonine/tyrosine protein kinase MPS1
Exons: 1
Coding region: 1-2313 (770 amino acids)
Biological process (GO): meiotic spindle assembly checkpoint signaling; chromosome segregation; protein localization to kinetochore
Cellular component (GO): kinetochore; nucleus; spindle
Molecular function (GO): protein serine/threonine kinase activity; ATP binding; protein serine/threonine/tyrosine kinase activity
Source: RefSeq, a predicted model, not a curated record
AUGCUAGCUUCUAAUAUAAAUCAUGGGAAUAUUGAUACCAUGGGUCAAUCGUUUAAUGAAACUUCAAAUACCAAAAAAUCAUCAUAUUUGGAUAGUACAGACUCAGAAGAUGAAGAUCAACCCCCAGCUUUAAGUGAUUAUGCUCUUGCUUUGCUUCAAAAAGAUAAAGAAUCUGAACAAAGUGAAUUCAAGUUUCAACAUCAUGUACCCAAAAGGGUCAAUUUCAAUAGACAAUCAAGUAUAAUAAAUGGCUCACAGGGCAGCAAUUUCACCAACAAUAAUAACAUUAAUAACCAUACAUCACAUACAAAUCAAUCAGAACAUGAAACCAUCUUCACCAAGAAUGUGAAUAAUGAUCUACAAUCCAUGGCAUCUUCAUCACCAAAUGAGAAACAUCAAAAAACUCCUUUACAUCAUAUAGGAUCUUCAAAUAACAACAGCUUUGGAUCAGAUCACAGUAAUAUAAGAUUAAGAAGCUCAAUAAGGCGUAAUAGAACUUUAGGAUCUCUUGGACCUCCAAAAAGAAUUGUCAAAAUUGAAGAACCUGAUGAAGAGAACAAAGAAAACCAAAAUGAUCAAAGAGAUGACCAAUUAAAUAAGGAGGAUUUUCCAAAGAAACAAAUCAUUGAUCCGGUUGUUACACCAAGAGCUAGAAAGAUUUCUCCAUACACUACAAACAGCUUUCAAUCCACACCACAGAAAACACCAUUCGAUUUCGAAGGGUUGAAUCCAUAUCAAUAUUCUAAGAAGUACAAUUUACCAUCAAAUGAAUUACCAAAACUUGUAAAACUAUAUUUUGAACAACAAAGAAACCAAACCAAACAAACAUUAGCCCAGAACAGUCCCGCCAGAUUAAGAGAAGCUUUAUAUACCAAAAUCGAAGAUGAUAUUAAUCAAAAAUCUCCUUAUAGACCUGAACCAAGACAAAAACUUUUCAAAGCUGAUACAGAUCUGAGAUCAUCAUCAUCUUUCAAAAAUCACAAGAACAUUGAUUAUCGCAGCAAAGAUACUAAAAAUGAUUUCAAGGCUGGUCAAGGAAGAGUGCAAGUUUUUGAAGAUAAAGAAAACAUUGAUAUUAGGCCAAAGAAUAUACUGAAUUCCAUAGAAAGACCUUCAAAGGUCGCCAGGAAACCUUUGUUACCCCUGUCAGAUUUAAAUCAAAAUAUAAAACAAGAAGAAAGAAUAUCAUCACAGAAUACACUGAAGGCUAACAUAGAAAAAACAGUGAAACCAGUAUACCAAGAACACCAUGUACAGCAAGUUGAACCAUUAAAAGCCCCAGACCUAUCAUAUCAAAGAUCGAGCUCCAGAAUAAUGUCCAUUAAUGGUAAGCAAUAUGAGAAAUUGGAUCUUUUAGGUAAAGGUGGAUCUUCAAAAGUUUUUAAAGUCAAAUCAACAAAUAAUAAAGUUUAUGCAGUUAAAAAAAUUUCUUUUGAUGAAUUUGAUGAUUCCAGUAUCAAAGGUUUUAAAGGUGAAAUUGAUCUUUUAACAAAGUUGAGGGAUAAAGAAAGGGUUGUUAGGUUAAUCGACCACUCUUUGGGCCAAGGUUCUUUAGUUCUAGUUAUGGAAUGCGGUGAUUUAGAUCUUUCAUAUGUUUUAACUAAAAGAUUAGAACUGCCAUUAGAUAUUGAAUUUGUUAGGUUCCAUGCAAAUGAAGUAUUAAAAUGUGUUAAAGCAGUUCAUGAUGCUGGUAUUGUUCAUUCAGAUUUGAAACCUGCAAAUUUCCUUUUUGUUAAAGGUAUGUUGAAAAUCAUUGAUUUUGGUAUUGCAAAUGCCGUUCCUGAUCAUACAAUGAAUAUUUAUCGUGAAAAUCAAAUUGGUACACCAAAUUAUAUGGCACCUGAAGCUUUAAUUGAUAAUAAUCAGCAAUUAGCAGAAACAACGUCACAUCAUAAAAGUACAUGGAAGGUUGGUAAACCCUCAGAUAUAUGGUCAUGUGGUUGUAUUAUUUAUCAAAUGAUUUAUGGUCGUGCACCAUAUGGAGGAUAUCAAGGAACUCAAAGGUUAUUGGCAAUCAUGAAUCCAGAUGUUAAGAUUUCAUACCCUGAAAAGGGAUUGGGUGGUGUUAAAGUUCCAGGUACUGCAAUUGAAACUAUCAAAGCAUGUUUACUUCGUGAUCCAAAUGAACGUUGGACUGCACAAGAUGUUCUUGAUGGUCCUUUUUUGAAACCAAGAGUUGUAUCUGAACAAUUUAUAAAUGAUUUGGUUAAAAAUGCAAUUACUUAUGGUGUUGGAAAAUCGUCAAUUGGCGAUGAUGAACUGAGAACUUUAGCUGAUGAUGUUUGGAGGAGGGUUUCACAAUUAAGUUUAUAG